CAUAAUUAGAUAAAGAAAAACAUGAGAAAAUCAAAGUUACGAAUGUAAGGAACGAACCGAUGAAAGGUGUUUCAAAACACUUAACUUUGCUACGAACAACAUGGUUGCGCAGUUGUUCAUACGUUUCAUUCCAACCCAACAUAGCCCCAGAAACUAGUUCACUUCUCAAUCACUGCUACAACAGAGAUCUUCCCAGAGCCAUGCAAAUCUUGGAUACCAUGGAAAAACGCGGUGUCUUUGCUGAUGCAAUAGCGUAUUCUGAACUCAUCAAGUGUUGUUUAGCUCAUAAAGCUGUAAGAGAAGGAAAACGCGUUCAUAACCAUAUAUUCUCAAAUGGGUAUCGCCCAAAAACGUUUUUGAUCAAUACCCUUCUCAAUAUGUAUGUGAAACUUAAUCUUUUGGAAGAAGCACAGAUGGUGUUUGAUAAAAUGCCUGAACGGAAUGUUGUUUCGUGGACUACUAUGAUAUCGGCUUAUUCUUAUGCGAAGCUCAACGAUCGAGCUAUGAAGCUUUUAGUUUUUAUGAUUAGGGAUGGUGUCAUGCCUAAUAUGUAUACCUUUUCGUCUGUUUUGAGAGCGUGUGAGAGGCUAUGUGAUCUCAAACAGGUGCAUUCGGGUAUAUUGAAAGCGGGGUUGGAGUCGGAUGUUUUUGUUAGGAGUGCGCUUAUUGAUGCUUACUCGAAGUUGGGUGAGUUGUUGGAAGCUGUAGGUGUGUUUCGUGAGAUGGUGACUGGAGAUUCUGUUGUUUGGAAUUCCAUUAUUGCUGCUUUUGCUCAGCACAGUGAUGGGGAUGAAGCUUUAGCUUUGUACAAGAGCAUGAGGAGAGAAGGGUUUCCAGCUGAUCAGUCAACACUCACGAGUGUUUUGAGAGCAUGUACUGGUUCAUCGUUAUUGGAGUUAGGGAGGCAGGUACAUGUACAUGUGUUGAAGUUUGAUCAAGAUCUUAUUCUUAACAAUGCACUUUUAGAUAUGUAUUGUAAGUGUGGUAGUUUGGAAGAUGCAAAAUUCAUUUUCAGUCGGAUGGCUGUUAAGGACGUAAUCUCAUGGAGCACCAUGAUUUCAGGGUUGGCCCAAAAUGGUUUCAGUGUGGAGGCACUCAAUUUGUUUGAUUCCAUGAAAGUCUCGGGUCCAAGACCAAACUAUAUUACAAUUCUUGGGGUUCUGUUUGCAUGUAGUCAUGCAGGACUAGUAAAUGAAGGUUGGGGCUAUUUUCGAUCAAUGAAGAACCUUUACGGGAUAGAUCCUGGAAGAGAACACUAUAGUUGCUUGCUUGAUCUUCUUGGAAGAGCAGGGAAGCUUGAUGAAAUGGUUAAGUUGAUUCAUGAAAUGACCUGCGAGCCGGAUGUUGUGACAUGGAGGACUCUGCUUGAUGCGUGCAGGGCCCAAAGGAAUGUAGACUUAGCCACAUAUGCUGCUAAGGAGAUUCUAAAGUUGGAUCAACAGGACGCAGGAGCCUAUGUAUUGUUAUCUAAUAUUUAUGCAAAUUCAAAAAGGUGGGAUGAUGUUGCAGAAGUUCGGAGGACUAUGAGCGCAAGGGGGAUAAGGAAAGAACCUGGAUGUAGUUGGAUUGAAGUCAAUAACCAAAUACAUGCUUUUAUUGUGGGAGAUAAAUCUCAUCCUCAAAUAGAUGAGAUCAAUAGAAAGUUAGACGAAUAUAUUCGUAAACUAACUGAUGCUGGCUAUGUUCCUGACACGAAUUUUAUGCUAAAAGAUCUUGAAGGGGAACAGAGUGAAUACUCCCUUCGACACCACAGUGAAAAACUGGCAAUUGUUUUUGGUAUUAUAAGCUUUCCUAGGGAGAAAACUAUUAGAAUAUGGAAGAAUCUAAAGAUCUGUGGCGAUUGUCAUAUAUUUGCGAAACUUAUAGCAAAGCUAGAGCAGCGGCACAUUGUAAUUAGAGACCCUAUUCGAUAUCAUCAUUUUCAAGAUGGGGUCUGCUCAUGUGGUGACUAUUGGUAGCAGAUAAGAUGUUCAAGACAGAAUCUUUGAUUGCCAUUACAUUCAAAACAGCAUAGAUGAAUCCAUUUUGCUUUCAGCAGCAGUGGCGUUUCUAAUAGUUAGUAUGUGAGUCAGCUUAUGAAUUGAAAUGUCCAGAAAUUUUCAAUAUUUAAAUCCUUUGGGCAGACAAAGGCUCCUUCUAAGGUAAAUGCAUCUGUUUUGUUGCUAGAAUUAUUACAUAUUAUUUUCUGCAUACUUACACCAGGGUAUGUGUAUGUCUAAUGAUAAUUUUGUUAACAUGUUUUAUGGAAUUUGAGCCAAUUUGUCUUGCUGUUUUUCAUUUUAAAGUCACUUGGCUUCUUUGGUAUUGGCCUUUUUCCAGCAGCAACACAAUUGGCAAGAAUUGUGCUUUAAUUCCUAGCUACACAUUUUGAUUUUAGAGGCUUUGACUGGAAUGAGGAUGAAAUAUUUAUACACAAUUGGCAUUAAUUUUAUGGAAUUCAGGGUUAUAAUAUUUAUACACAAUUGGCAUUAAUUUUAUCAUCCAGGGUUAUAAUAUUUAUACACAAAUUUUAUUGCAAGAGCAAUUUUAUAUCAUAAGUUUAUUUUAUCCCAUAUUUUGGUGUUGUGGCAUGAAAUAUUGUACUACUUGAAAAUAGAACAAAUAUAUUGAGUUGUGUGAUAAUAUGUGGUGUAGGCCAUCUCGAGAUUGGCUUUCUCUUUAAAGUGUAAGAUACCGAUUACCACUGUGGUGUAGGCCAUUCUUGACUUAGUUCCAACUAAAAGCUAACAUUUUCAGUCAAAUCUGGGAAGACUCAUGCUAAGCACUGCAAUUGAUUUUUUUUAUUUUAAUUACGUGUUUCAACCAGUUUUUUUCCCCAGUAACUCUGCAACCUCUUCCAUUUCCCUUCCUUCCUAAUUUUAUAUAGUAUGUGCUUUACUUGACAUCAACUAUGAGGCUGACUCUUUUACACAUCCUGCCACCAGUGCUCUUUAUUUUACAUUUCCAUUGCAAAAUAUGUGAAGAUGAUCCUGCUUGUGGAUGGGAAUUUUUUUCUAGGAAAUUCACUCCUGCAAGUUGCAGCCGCUGUCCAGGAUUGACUACCUAGCCUGCAACACUGGAAAUAUAUCAUGACUUGGCUCUGUAUCCAUAUAUCGUUUAGAGAGGCAUGUGGUUGAUUUUUACAUCUCUGACUUCCAAUCUGGACUGAGAGCAUUGGUUAAAACAGGCUUUGGUGCAAGGGUGACUCCUUAUGUUGAUGAUUCCGUUGUAAUUGAUGUUAAUCCAGAGAAUAAAGAAAUGUCCCCCGAUUUCCUUCGAUGGUUGGGGAAGAGAAACCUUUCUAGUGAUGAUCGUAUCAUGCAGUUAAAAGAAGGGUACAUAAAAGAAGGUAGCACGGUUAGCGUAAUGGGAGUUGUUCAUAGAAAUGACAAUGUACUUAUGAUUGUGCCUCCACCUGAGCCUUUGACGACCGGAUGCCAAUGAAGGUAUUGUUUUGAGAUGCGAAGAUACAUCAAAGAUGUGAUUCCAGUGUAGUUAUCUUCCUAUCCCAUGAGUGAGUGAGUCUCUCUAGGUUCUAUUCUUCUUUGAGAAAACAAAUUGAUGGUGGUGGUGGUGGUGGUGGUGGUGGUGGGUGGGUGGUGGUUGUUUGUAUUUUGUAAGCAUAUAUGUGUUGUUGGUAAGUCAGUGUGAUCUUGCUGCCAUUUACAUCCGUGAAUUUCCUUUUGUUUCAUACUCAACUCCUCUUUAGUUUGUUGUAUAGCUAAUGACAAUUCUUAUUCGUUUAUUUUUCCUUUGAGAAUUUCAAACUUUUUGAAUGGAUAUUAUUUCUUAUAGUGACAAGUAAGUAAUGUAUAUUCAUUUGAUCUUGCUGUUUCGAUCUGUUGAUUAAUGGAAUAUAUCAUGCACCAU
Molecule: messenger RNA, 3849 nt
Organism: Medicago truncatula (barrel medic)
Lineage: Eukaryota; Viridiplantae; Streptophyta; Magnoliopsida; Fabales; Fabaceae
Product: pentatricopeptide repeat-containing protein At2g03880, mitochondrial
Exons: 4
Coding region: 60-1958 (632 amino acids)
Biological process (GO): RNA modification
Molecular function (GO): zinc ion binding; protein binding; RNA binding
Source: RefSeq, a predicted model, not a curated record